This is a messenger RNA of Penicillium samsonianum, 318 nucleotides long. RefSeq lists its product as uncharacterized. The transcript has a single exon. The coding region runs from base 1 to 318 and encodes 105 amino acids. Lineage: Eukaryota; Fungi; Ascomycota; Eurotiomycetes; Eurotiales; Aspergillaceae. The record is from RefSeq and is a predicted model, not a curated record.
AUGACGGCGAACUGGUGGAGGGCCGAUAUGGCCGGACUAUCACAGCAACAUAGCUCAAGGACACACCACGGUCGCUGGAGAAUCACCAAUAAGGACUCAACAAUGUCGCCGCGGCCGACAAUCUGGUGCUUAGAGAAUUUUGAUGCAUUGACAAGGAACCAAGGAAGGCUAUCACGAGGUGAUAUGUCCCGCGAGGAGUUGAAAGGUGGAUGCUUUGAAUAUGGCAAUGAGACAAUGUCCACCGUAAAUACACUUUCCGUGGCGACUAGCACAGGAAUCACGGUUCCAACAGCAGAAGCUGCUAAUAUGAGUUCCUGA